GAAUAGGAAACAGGAGGUGAGGAGACUGUUUCAAUCCAGCCUGUAAACUACUAGACCCUAGUAACGUUUCAAAUAAACUUGGCAUCACAGCACAGCUGACGUUUUGAGGUACAUAAUGCUACACAAAAACAGUAUUAAAUUUACCCUGAGGGCUGUGAUAAUUAUCCUUACAUUCGCACACAUACAUGCAGCGGUUGUGCACAGCCAUUCAAGUCAUCUGAACAAAGAACGAGAAAAUGAUGGCGCCUACAGUCCACGCGACCGGGGACAUAACGCCGAUACAGAGCAACACAAUAACGAAUUUGAUCACGAGUCGAUACUCGGAAGCGCUAAAGAUGCGGAAGAAUAUGAUCAUCUGCCACCAGACGAAGCCAAAAGACGCUUGAAAAUCUUGUUGAAAAAGAUGGAUCUAAAUAAAGACGAGCAGAUCGAUAGAAAAGAGUUGAAAGCUUGGAUAUUACGUUCAUUUAAAAUGUUAUCCAAGGAAGAGGCUGAUGAACACUUGGAGGAUGCAGAUGAUAAUGGAGACGGAAAGGUGUCAUGGGCGGAAUACCUGACCGACUCGUAUGGUUCUGAUGCAGAUGAUGAGGAUUCCUUUAAGUUAGAUAAGGAAAAUCAGCUGCUGAUAGAAGAUGAUAAAACUAUGUGGAAGGCGGCCGAUUUUAAUGGUGACGGAUUGUUGGAAGGGGAUGAGUGGGUAGCAUUUUCGCAUCCAGAGGAGCAUCCCGAGAUGCUUCCCCAUAUUUUAGAGCAAACGCUAAGGGAUAAAGAUGUUAACAAGGAUGGCGCGAUCGAUUUUCAAGAAUUUAUUGGUGAUCGUGGUCUCGAUCACGAUCAGGAGUGGUUAUAUACGGAGAAGGAGAAAUUUGAUCAAGAACUUGACUUAAAUCGAGACAGCAAGUUAACAGGAAAUGAAAUAUUGUCCUGGAUCGUACCAAGCAAUGACGAAAUCGCACAAGAAGAAGUCGAUCAUCUUUUUGGAGUUAGCGAUGACAACGAGGACGGAAUUUUGAGUUUUAACGAGGUAUUAGAGCACCAUGACACGUUCGUCGGUAGCGAGGCUACAGAUUACGGUGAUCAUCUCCACAACAUUCAUCAUUUCGAAGACGAAUUAUAAUUCUUAUUGUAACUAUUUAUUUAUUGAAAAAUGUAAAUAUUGCUUACUUACACAAUUUUUUUAUAUUGUAACUUUUUGUGCCAUAUACUUAGGGAGUAAUCAAAAGUGAGACUUAAUACAAUAGUUGUAUAUCGUAAUGUU
This is a messenger RNA of Photinus pyralis (common eastern firefly), 1258 nucleotides long. RefSeq names its product reticulocalbin-2. NCBI's taxonomy places the organism in Eukaryota, Metazoa, Arthropoda, Insecta, Coleoptera, Lampyridae. Bases 116 to 1117 code for a protein of 333 amino acids. Gene Ontology annotation, cellular component: endoplasmic reticulum. Gene Ontology annotation, molecular function: calcium ion binding. The transcript has 5 exons. The record is from RefSeq and is a predicted model, not a curated record.